AUGCACAAUUAUAGCAGUAACAGUUGCUACUUGCUGAGGGCCUGCUUGGUGUUGUUCUCUCUCCUGAGAAGCAGCUGUGCAACCUACUUGCAGGCCUCCUCCCUUCCUUGGGAGACCAAGCCCAAAUUCCUGGCCGAGCGAGAAGGCUUGGCCCUUGCUUCCUCUGGGGAACCUCUUUUCUGCCCUCUCCGGGUACUUCUGUGGGAUCCAGGAAGGAGACAAUGGAGACGUCCACGGAUCCCCGAGGGGGUGGGAGGGCAGAUGCUGAGGGGCGUGGCAUGGCCAUGGCCGGUCCACCCAGAAGGACACAUGUUCAUGCCGUCCAUGCAAGCUUCCCUGGGAGGAAAGGAAGAAUGUGACUCUGCACACUGA
Messenger RNA from Rangifer tarandus platyrhynchus (Svalbard reindeer), 372 nucleotides. Lineage: Eukaryota; Metazoa; Chordata; Mammalia; Artiodactyla; Cervidae. The record is from the annotation of a GenBank genome assembly.